GAUGAUCAUCAUGAUAAAUUGACAAAGUAUCUUGAAAAAUAUCCUGAAUAUUUUCAAUAUGAAGCAUUUGCAAUGGAUGGUUAUGAGACUAACAACAAACCUUUGGAACCGCCAUUGGUAACAAAUAUGCCGAUUUAUUAUACAACUGCUAUUCGAAGAUCAUUGCCAAUACUUGAUAUAGUAAUUGGCAGAUUGAUUGAAUUCGGACAGCAAGAAAUGCUUGCUAACCUACUUGAUGAAUAUGGACAACUUUACAGAUAUCAUCAGACACCUCUUGCUUUUGUAAGGGAUCUUUUACAUUACUAUUAUUCUGCUCCAGCAUUGAGAGAUCAAGCUAUUUCUACAAGAUUAAUAAAGUUACUUGACUUCGAUGAAUAUGAUAUUGACUCUCAGUUGUUGCAAUACGGAUCUAAUGACUUUUUGGCGGAACUUUUUGACAUUACUUACUUUGAAAAAGUUUUCCGCAAAUUAGCUGAAUUAAUGUCUCCAGAUUCAUGUGCUCCUAAGACUGAUGCCAAAUUUCCAGAACGUCACUAUCGGGAGAUUCCAAAUCCCGUAGUACAAGCCUUGCACAUAGCUUGUAUAGAAGUGCUUGCAACGCCAACACCACCUAAUGAUAUAGUGAAAGAAACGUUUGACAUUAUAACUUCUAUGAAUGAGCGUAAAAAUACAUCCGUCCAGCCUAUGGUCAUGCAUGCUAUAGGCCUAUUAUAUUCUUUCUUGCCUGAGGAAUUCGUAUACCAAAUGUUUGAUAAGAUGGUGUUAAUUAUCACCACAGAUUUUCAUUUAAAGGAAUUCUCACAACCCUUUAAUUUGAUUCAACGUGAGAAUUCUCAACCAUCAUUGUCAUAUUUACUAUAUCAAUCUGCAGAUCCGUUACAGCAAUGGCCAUUUUCACCUUCGACGCAAGCUUUUUCAGCAACUUUUCCCUAUAUUUUCAAUGAAUAUGAGUCUAAUCUUCAUAAUUUUGGCACAAAUGUUGCUAAUAGUUUCCUCACAUUUAUGCAUAGCUUAUUACAUUACUCUAAUAUUGAUGAUAUACAAAUACUUCUUCACAAAAUUCUAACUAUUGAUGAUGGUAUUAUUAAUUCAGAUAUACAGCUACUAUAUUUGUGUGCUUUAGUUGGUCCUGUAAUACAUAGAUUGAUGGAAAGUCGUUUACUGGUUUUAACAAAUGUAAAUUGA
Messenger RNA from Scutellospora calospora, 1185 nucleotides. The record is from the annotation of a GenBank genome assembly. Lineage: Eukaryota; Fungi; Glomeromycota; Glomeromycetes; Diversisporales; Gigasporaceae.